AUGAAUGUAAAAAAUUAUAUAUUACGCAAACUUGUUGGUGAUUCUUCAAAUACAUUGACAGUUGAAUAGGUGCAGAGAAUUCUGGAAUCCCAAAAGGAUGAUGAUAGAAUAUUUAGGUAAAAUGACAUAUGCGAAAUAGAGCAAUUAUUAAUUCAUCAUUAUCCAAUUAAAAACUACAGAAUACCAAUUCAGAUUUCCUCAUCAAUUCUUAAACCGAAUUCGGCAAUCUUUUGUUGAACUAACUGCAAUCCAGCUUAGUAAAUAUAAUAAUCUAUAUAAUCAUUUUAGUAAUCCAUAAAAUCAAAGAAUUAACUUUUGUCAAUAGACUAGUAUCCUUUAGACAUCAAUUAGUUUAAUGUUGACAUUUCACAAACUGAUUUAAUCAAAUAAUAACUUUAGCAUCUCUAUCGAUUAUACAAAGCUACUAUUCGUUAAAAUGGUGAUGGAUUAAAGGAAACUUUAAACUACCUUGCCAACCUAAAUUAAACAGAGUAAAUUAUUGAAUCCCAAUAUGCGUAAUAAUGUAUUCUAAAAGCUCCUCAGUUUAUUCAAGGAAUAGAUUAAAUUAAUGUAUGGUGUGAUAAAAGUACAACUCUACAUUAGACAGUAACCUCAACUAGAUAGUUAUUGUAAUAAAGUAAAAGUUAAUCAUUAAAACAAAAAUUGCAAAUUGUAGAGAAAUACAAAUCCAUUUAAAGAAUUAAAUAUACAUUAGAAAAAUUAAUGAUUCUAAAAUAGACCUUUGGAUAAUUGGCUUAAGCAAUGAAUAAAUACGAUGAUAAUGCAUAUGAAAUCAUACCAAUUAUGAAAGAGACACAAAAUAAUAUCAAUAAAUAUAAAUUGAAUGAAUUGAAAUUAUCAUGCAUAAGCGAUAAUUUUUUUGAAAAUAAAAUAGAAUCAUUAAAAGAAAGAAUUAAAUAAGGCAUUCUGGCUAAUUUUAUGAAGUUUGAUGAAAAGAAAUAUUGUUCUCUUUUGAAAAGUUACUAUUUCAUUGAAAAACAUUAUCAAAUGCAAUCUUACUUAACUUAAAUCUGGGGUUUGGCCAAAAAGAGUAUUAGUGUAACUUUCAAAAAUGCCAUUAAGUUAUUUGAAUAAUCGUAUAUUCCUAACAAGAUCUAUCAAAAUUGUUAAGAUGAGGAUUUACUCUAAUUCUACAAAUUGCUAUAUAGUGAAUUAGUAGAAUAAAUGCUAAAUUUCCAUUAUUGCAAUAGAUUCCAUUAAGAAAAUGAUUUUACAAUUGAAGAAGAGGAAAGCAAUAGUAAAUUCGAAGAAUAUACAGAAUAGAUUAGACAAUCAUACUUAGAAAUGAGGUAACUAAUAUGGCAAUAAAUUCAAAAGAAACUUGUUAAAAUCAUCACUGCUCAUUUAAUCAAUAUUAAAUCUCUUGUUAUUGAACAAUUAAUCUAUUUCUUAGGAUAUAAUUGCUUAUUAAUUAAAAGAGCCGAAGACUUUAGUCAUUCUGAUUCCCAAAAGUAUACUUAUAAAUAUAUUUAGUUUGACUAAAUGCAUUAUCGAUAUCUAUAUGAGUUUUGUUUAAUAGUUUCAUAAAGCAAAUUUAAAAUCUAUAAGCACGUACUUACAGAAUGAAUUAUACCAAAGAUUGCCUUUAACAAAAGAUUCAAAAUUAAAUACAUAAUUAGAAUAGCUAACAAUUUUGAAUUAAGUAAAUAAAAAGUUGUUUGAAUAUUUGAUUGAAAAAAGGGAAGAAAACUAUUAACAAGAAGCAAAGAAAACAGUUGAUUUUUAAGAUUUAAUAAAUAACGAUAAAGAGAUGCAGUUGUUUUAUUUAUUUGAAUAUCAAAAUCCUUUUGUACUGUAAUAAGAAGAGUUUGAUCUAAUUAUAAAAGCAAUCUGGAUUAAGAAGUAUGCAACAUAAUCCACAGGAGUUUUGAAUUAAAUUGAAUCAGUUUUAUCAUCAUCCAGCAUUAGAAUCUUGGAAUUGCUACCGUAAUAUGCAUAGCUCUCCUUCUAUCACCCUUCUUGCCAAUAGCAAAUCGUAGGUAACUUCCUUCAAUUGCUUGAACUCUACAUGUUUGUUUCUUACAAUUAAUUGGUUGGGAUGCAUUAGUAAAAAUAAUUGUUAGAAAAUUUUGCACAAAUAAUAAAAUUUGAUGAAAGCAAAGAAAUUGAGUUCUUUGUGCAAACUUAUGAUUCAUUUAGUGAUUGUUUAGUUCUAUAAGAGCGUUUUUGUUUUUUCAAACGAUUUGUUUAAAGGUUUUGCAAAGAAGGAAUUGAUUUUAAGGAGAUAGAUAUAUUUUAAUCCAAAGAAAAAAGAUAAUUUGUUGAUAUUGCAGAAAGAGCAAUAGCUUCAGAAUCCUUAGCAUAUCUGCUUUCUUAAACUAAAACUGUAUUCUCUCUAAUUGGAAUAACAUCUUAAAACUUUGAUAUUUUUAAAGAAGUCUAUAAUCAAUAUAAGGAGUUCAUUUAUAGAAAUUUUGUGUAAACCUAUAUUAAGAUCGAUGGAAUUGUACAAUAUGUACCAUAAUAAAGAUGGGAUCUUAAAGAUCUACAUAAUGAAAAUAAUAAUAUUUACUUGGAUAGAUUGAUAUAAUUUAUUCUUGAUUAAAAAGAAAGACUCAAAAGCAUAGGAGGAGGUGUAAUACCACCAAAUGCUCAAAAGGAUAUUUUUUCGUUUUUAGCAGAACAUUGUUUGAAUAUAUUAUUGGAAACUUAUGGAAAAAUUAAAAAAGUAAUUUAUUUUAAUUAAUUAAUUAAUUAUAGUUGAAUUCAAUAGGUAGAGAUUAAAUGGUUUUCGAAUAUACUACAUGUUGUUAAUCAAUAGAAUCAAGUUAGAAGAAUAGUAAAGAAGUCGUGCUUAAUCCAAAGAUCACUAUAAUGUAAUUAGAAUACUUAAAAGUCUUCAAUUCCUAAUAAUAUGAGGAGAUCGAUUAAUAUAUCUAAAAAUCGAAAGUAAAUACAAUUUAGUAAUCACUUUUAGACUUUGAUCCCAUUAAGAUUGUUGUAUAAUUUGAUGAGUUCAAGUUCAAGUUAUAAUAAAUUAUCAAAAUAAUAGAAAAAAGAUAUUUCAGUAAAGUUUUUCAAAGAUUAUUAUGAUACAUUUAAGUUAUUUUGA
Messenger RNA from Paramecium octaurelia, 3073 nucleotides. NCBI's taxonomy places the organism in Eukaryota, Ciliophora, Oligohymenophorea, Peniculida, Parameciidae. The record is from the annotation of a GenBank genome assembly.